This is a messenger RNA of Acanthocheilonema viteae, 1674 nucleotides long. Lineage: Eukaryota; Metazoa; Nematoda; Chromadorea; Rhabditida; Onchocercidae. The record is from the annotation of a GenBank genome assembly.
AUGCUUGUAGGGGUCGUGUCAGGUGGAGUUUUUGGUUGUGGGAUUAAUUCGUUACGAAAAGCGCACUUAUCAGUUCGACGAGAGCCAAAAGACGGCCAUAUGAAGGAAAACACUGCAUAUGAGAAACACUCGAAACACGAUGGUGAUUUUUUUAUACCAAAAAAUGCCUUGGAAAGGCAUGAUACCGGUGCUGCAAAUAUUAAUCCGGAAAAUGUGAAAACAAGAUUUCAUAAAGCAAAGCUUGAAAUCAAAAGGAAAAGAUUCUUGGAAAGGACAAGGGAAAUCGCACGAGCGGAGAUUCUCAACAAUGAACAUGAAGGUUUUCUUGCUGGAGAUGAGGGAGAACUUACUUAUACGAUCGAGCAGAAGGUUAUAUGCAGUGCUGUGGAUAUUGCAAGUGCAAGCAAGCAUUUUGAUUUGCGGUUGGAACGUUUUGGUCCAUAUCGUGCGGAUUACACACGUAAUGGUCGUCAUCUGUUAAUUGGGGGUAAAUGUGGACAUGUCGCAGCUUUUGAUUGGCUAACUAAAACACUCCGUUGUGAAAUGAAUGUCAUGGAGGGAGUCCGAGAUGUUAAAUGGUUACAUGUUGAAACGAUGUUUGCGGUUGCUCAAAAAAGAUGGACGCAUAUUUAUGACAACACGGGGGUAGAGUUGCAUUGUUUGAAAAAUCUGCAUGAUAUCAGGCGUUUGGAAUUUCUUCCGAGGCAUUUCCUUCUUGUUGCUGGGAGCAAUACAUCAUUUCUGCACUAUUUGGACAUUUCGAUGGGUAAAAUGGUCCAAUCCUUUCCAACAAAGCAGGGACCUCUGGAUGUAAUGACGCAGAAUCCAAACAACGCUAUUAUUCACACCGGGCAUGGAAAUGGAACAGUACAGUUAUGGUCUCCGAAUGUCAGAGAACCGUUGAUAAAAAUGCUCGCCCACCCCUGUUCGGUACGAGGCAUAGCUGUGGAAAAUAAUUAUAUGGCUACUACUGGUCUUGAUCAGAAGCUGAGAAUAUGGGAUAUACGUAAUUAUAAACAGUUAUAUGCUUAUGCGCUACCGUUUGGGUUGGCGGAAGUAUCUUUCAGUCAACGCUAUGCAGUCGCUUGCAGCGUUGGGAAUCAAAUUCAGGUUUUAAAUGAUGCGCAUUUGGGCACAACUACUGCGCCUUAUAUGUCACAUCAGUGCACUGGAAUAAUUUCCAGUGUAAAAUUUUGUCCAUAUGAAGAUGUUCUUGGAGUCGGGCACCAACAGGGAUUUACCAGUUUACUUGUACCGGGAAGCGGAGAACCAAACUUUAAUGCACUCUUGACAAAUCCUUAUGAAUCAAAAACUCAACGGCGAGAGCGGGAAGUGAAGCAGCUUUUAGAUAAGAUCCAGCCGGAAUUGAUCACUUUAGACACUACAGAAAUCGUUCAAGUGAAUACGGAUUUGCUUGAGAAGGAGAAUGAACGGUUAAAGUUGUUACUCCAUACAAAACCACGUGAAGUGAAGUUUAAACCUAAAAAUAAGAAGAAAGGACGAGGCAGUUCCCUAAGAAAGGAGCAGAUCAAACAAGGUGUGCAAGCGGAACAAAGAUUUGUGAUUAACGAAGAGCGAAAGAAGCUAGAAGGUGAAUUAUUUGAUAAAGAAAUAGUGAAGGCGAAGGAUUCUCCAAAGACAGUGCUUGAAAGAUUUCGAAGAAAAGAUAUUUAA